GUUUCUGGGUUUUUCUUUUUAGUUUUUAUGAUAGUUUAUUUGCAAUUUUUGGGGAUGAAUGAUGGUUUUUCUCAAGUGAGUAUUUGCUUAAUUUUAAGCUUUUAUGGAUUAAAUGCUCCAUUUGGGAAAUGGGUUUGCUUGGGUUUUUUUCCUUUGAUUUUUGAAUUGGGGAUAUGAUGGAUUUGUACUGUGUACUGUAACUGUUGAGAGAGUAAAGGUGUGGGCUCUGAAUAAAAUGGUGGGUCACAUUUUUUUAAGUUUUUUUCGUCCUCCCUUUUUUGUUCUUUUUAUUAGCUUAAACAUCGAUGCUGUUCUUGAUAGGGAUUAUGAUCCCCUUUCCUCGUUGCUAGAUCUAAAUGGGAGCCUUGGAAUUGGCACGGGGAGAAUUAUGGCGUUCAAAGGAACUCCAAUUUUGAUGCCUCCCAAGGUGUAUGGACUCAAGCGGCCUUGAAUGAGGAAGACCUUUCCUACAUGUUUGAUGAAACAACCCCUGUUAAGGAAUGUGGGGAUCUGUCAUACCAUGUUACUUAUAAUGAUAAUACAAUCAAGGAACCAGAGGACAAGAGGGAGACCUCUUCUCAAGUUAAAAGGCGUAGAAUGCUUCAAUUUGACACUCAUGCAGUAGAUUCUUUCCUCAUCUGUGAAGAGAUGCCAUCUACAUUCCUAAAAUCAAGAGAGAGGGAUGACUCGAUUGAAGAGGUUUUACCUGAUGCAUCUCAGUGGGUUGCUGGAUUUUCAGAAGAUGCAUCAGCUUCCAGUUAUGAGGGCAUAGAUCAGUCGUGUGAAAGGUGGCUUGCUGACUAUUUAAAUGAUGCGGAGAUGCUUCUUAGCUCUGAUGAUAUGAAUCUUACUGGGGCAUCUGAUGUUCAUAUUGAUAUUUCAGAGACAGCAUUGUGCAAUGCCCAACCUGAGUCUGGUGCUCAUGCUGUUCAAAAGCAGGCAACUCGAACUCCUCAAAAUGUUGUUUUCAAAGGUAGGAAGUCUUUCAUACAAGCGCCCCCUGAGCUAGCAUCUUCUGUUGCCUACCCAUUUGCUUUCAUUAAACCUUGUGGUUUCCAUGGGGAUGUUACCCUGAAGGAUAUAAACCAGCGAAUUCAAACUCCACCAUCAUCAAAAUCAAAACAAAGUAAUGAAGAUCUUGCUGCUGCUUUCCCAACCUCUGCUUUUUCUGGGAAGCCUGUUGUUGGCAAAACUAAAAUUCGUACUGAAGGAGGAAAAGGAAGCAUCACAAUUAUGAGAACCAAAGGCUGAGUAGAUAAGUUUGCUUCUGAACUUUCUUUUUUUAGUGGCCCUUUGAUCUCCCUCUCAAUUAAAUCUGGUGGUAGAGUAUCUCCAUAUUAUUCCUGGGUCAAACUAGUAUAGAAGCUGAUACUACAUUUUUUUUUUUGUUGGACGUCUCGGAAAUCAUAAUACUCAUCAAAGUAUUUUUGUUUCCUCGUAGUAUUCUAGGUGUCUAAUUGUUGUUUUAUACGUUGCUUUAUUUUUAGGCUAUAAAUGGAAGUCAUGAUGUUUGAGAUCCACCUAUUCUUCUUUUGGUUUCGAGAAAAGACCUAAUUAAUGCUUUUGCUGAGCAGAACUUGUGUAUUCACAUGGUAUAUCUAGAUGAUAUAUUUUACAUGUAGUGGAAGCAUAAGCUCGUACUGUUGUACCAACUCUUUCUCUCUCUCUCUCUCUCUCUCUCCAAGUCAAUGACAACAUUAGUGUAUUGCUGUGUAAAUGGUC
Messenger RNA from Durio zibethinus, 1722 nucleotides. NCBI's taxonomy places the organism in Eukaryota, Viridiplantae, Streptophyta, Magnoliopsida, Malvales, Malvaceae. The record is from RefSeq and is a predicted model, not a curated record.